ACACCACACCGACGGCAGCGUGCGGCUCGCAGGGAGCACGGCCCUCCCACCCCCAUCCCUUCUGCCUCCGCCCUUCACAGCAGCAUGGCCCGACUGUCCCGACUCUGACACGAUGGAGGGCGAUGAUGCAGCCGGCCUGGACAGCCGCCAUGAGUCUCCCACUGAGCGGGUGGGCCGUAGGCGGAGCAUGCCUGGCGGCACCAUGGACAAGGCCCCGCCCAUCACUGAAGCCGCCGCCUCCACUCCCUUCAGAGUGACGGGCUUCCUGAGCCGUCGACUGAAGAGCUCCAUCAAACGUACGAAGAGCCAGCCCAAGCUCGACCGGCACAGCAGCUUUCGGAACAUCCUGCCAGCCUUCAGGAGUGCCGACAAUGACAGAUCCCAUCUGAUGCCGAGGCUGAAGGAGUCGCGCUCUCACGAGUCGUUGCUCAGUCCCAGCAGUGCAGUCGAGGCCCUGGACCUCAGCAUGGAGGAGGAGGUGAUGAUCAAACCCGUGCACAGCAGCAUCCUGGGACAGGACUUCUGCUUCGAGGUGACCACAUCGACAGGAAGCAAAUGUUUCUCUUGCCGGUCAGCCGCAGAGAGGGAGAAAUGGAUGGAGAACCUAAGGAGAGCUGUGCACCCCAACAAGGACAACAGUCGUCGGGUGGAAAACAUGCUUAAAUGUUGGAUUAUCGAAGGCAAGGACUUUCCCGCCAAGAAAAAGUACUUCUGUGAACUGUGUCUCGACGACGCCCUCUACGCACGGACUACCUGCAAGUUGAAAACGGACAACGUCUUCUGGGGCGAGCACUUUGAGUUCAACAACCUGCCGUCUGUCAAGAGCGUCACCGUGCACAUCUACAAGGAGACGGACAAGAAGAAGAAGAAAGACAAAAACAACUACGUGGGGCUGGUGAGCAUGCCCGUUGCUGCUGUCACGGGCCGCCAGUUCGUGGAGAAGUGGUACGCUCUCAGCACGCCCAACCCCAGCAAGGGCAAGGGCCCGGCGCCUGCGGUGCGCAUGAAGUGCCGCUACCAGAGCAUGAGCAUCCUGCCCAUGGAGCUGUACAAGGAGUUUGCAGAGUACAUCACCAACAACUACAUGCUGCUGUGCUCCGUGCUGGAGCCGGCGCUCAGUGUCAAGAGCAAGGAAGAGAUGGCCGCCGCCCUCGUGCACAUCCUGCAGAGCACCGGCAAGGCCAAGGACUUCCUGACGGACCUGAUGAUGUCCGAGGUGGAUCGCUGUGGGGACAACGAGCAUCUCCUCUUUCGGGAGAACACACUGGCGACCAAAGCCAUCGAGGAGUAUCUCAAACUGGUGGGCCAGAAGUACCUCCAGGAUGCCUUGGGUGAGUUCAUCAAAGCCCUGUAUGAGUCAGAUGAGAACUGUGAAGUGGAUCCAUCCAGGUGCUCCUCCAGCGACCUGGCAGAGCACCAGGGCAACCUGAAGAUGUGCUGUGAGCUGGCCUUCUGCAAGAUCAUCAACUCCUACUGCGUGUUCCCACGUGAGCUGAAGGAGGUCUUCGCCUCCUGGCGGCAGGAGUGCGGCAGCCGCGGCCGGCCCGACAUCAGCGAGCGUCUGAUCAGCGCCUCACUGUUCCUGCGCUUCCUGUGCCCCGCCAUCAUGUCACCGUCUCUCUUCCAGCUCAUGCAGGAGUACCCGGACGACCGCACGGCGCGCACGCUCACGCUCAUCGCCAAGGUCACACAGAACCUCGCCAACUUCACCAAGUUUGGCAGUAAGGAGGAGUACAUGUCCUUCAUGAACCAGUUCCUGGAGCACGAGUGGACCAACAUGCAGCGCUUCCUGCUGGAGAUCUCCAACCCGGAGACCAUCUCCAACACGGCCGGCUUCGAGGGCUACAUCGACCUGGGCCGCGAGCUUUCCACGCUCCACUCCUUACUGUCCGAAGCCGUGGCUCAGCUUGACCAGAGCGCAGCCGCCAAGCUGGGGCCCCUGGUGCGCAUCCUGCGGGACGUGAGCCUGGCCCUGAACAAUCCUGGCGGGGCGUCCAUGUCGUCGCCCACUGAGCGCGUGGCCUCGCCCGUUCUGCCCAGCUGUAGCACCUCCACGGGCCUCCAGAAGCUUGUCAUGGACACCGAGCUCACGGGGCUCGUGGAUUUCACCAGGUUGCCCUCUCCCACCCCUGAGAACAAGGACCUGUUUUUUGUGACGAGAAACUCCAUGAUCCAGCCCUCACCGGCACGCAGCUCCAGUUACUCGGAGGCUAACGAGCCGGACGUGCAGAUCCCCAAUGGCAGCAAGAGCCUGUCCAUGGUGGACUUGCAGGACACCCGUGGCCUGGAGGGGGGCCCGAGCACCUCAUCCAGCGACCCCGCCCCUGACGGUCAGGGGGCCGGCGCGUGGAACGGCCGCACGCUCAAAGGGUCGGCGCUCGCGGGGCCCGCCCCGAGGAAGACGGGCCAGACGCCCGCCACACCGAGCACAGAGAAUGCCCCGGGCCGGCUUCAGCUCCUAGCACCUCUCUCCUUCCAGAACCCCGUGUACCAGAUGGCAGCAGGCUUGGCCAUGUCUCCUCGUACCCCCACCACGACCCCCACCCCCACCCCCGCCCCCGCCCCCGCCCCCGCCCCGGCCACUGACUCGGGCUCCGAGUGUCACAGUUCGGUCAGCUCACAGGGCAAUGUAGAGGACGCGGCAACCGCGGGGCCCAAGCACCUGUCCACUGCCCAGGGUGGAGGAGCAGGAGCAAGCAGCGGUGGGAGCAGCGGCGACGAGCUCACCCGGCGCUCGGGGGAGUUUGCGCGCCGGCAACUGUCACUCACCGAGCCCCAGCAGCAGUCUAACGUUCCCAGGCAGAACAGCGCUGGCCCCCAGCGGCGGAUCGACCAGCCGCCGCCCGCCGUCACCAGAGGGCGCACUCCUCCCAGCAUGCUCAAUGCCGCCCCCUACCCGCGACCCUCCAGCGGGGGCAUGAUGUCCUCGUCAUCGCCUGACUGGCCCAGCAGCGGCGCCCGGCUGAGACAGCAGUCCUCCUCGUCCAAAGGAGACAGUCCUGAGACGAAACCACGCACGCUGCACAAACAGGCCCCAUCCCCAGUGAAUCCCGUUGCCCUGGACCGCACCGCUGCCUGGUUGCUAAAUAUGAAUGUGCAGUAUCUGGAGCAGGAGGGAAGUGACCCAGAUUCCAAACACAGGGAGGACCUCCCAGCCAAGGAGGAGCUCACGCAGGCCGAGAAGUAUCAGCAGGAGAUAACUGUGCUGCAGGAGCGUCUGCGUCUGUCCCUGAAGCGUCUGGAGGAGUACGAGACGCGCCUGCAGGGUCAGGAUGAUCACAUGCACAAAAUGCUCCUGGAGUACCAGGCGCGCCUGGAGGACACAGAGGAGCGUCUGCGCCGGCAGCAGGAGGACAAGGAACUGCAGAUGAAGAGCAUCAUCACCAGGUUAAUGUCCGUGGAGGAGGAGCUGAAGAAGGACCAUGCAGAAAUGCAGUCCAUCGUUGACUCCAAACAAAAGAUCAUUGAAGCUCAGGAGAAGCGCAUAGCGUCUCUGGACGCUGCCAACGCUCGCCUGAUGAGUGCCCUGUCGCAGCUGAAGGAGCGCUACAGCAUGCAGACGCGGAACGGCAUCUCGCCCACCAAUCCCAGCAAGCUGCAGAUCACGGAGAACGGCGAGUUUCGCAGCAGCAGCAACUGCUAGUGGGGCCCUGACGACACCCCAAAGGGCUAUGGGUAACGCCAACCGUGGAGAGCAAUCGUGCGUUCCGGCUCCAGCGUCCUUCACGCCAUUACAAACUCGCUCCUGAAGAUGUCUGCGGUCGUUGAGAGUGAAACGUUAAAUCAUCGGAUUUGGAUUUCAUAAGCACUCGGAUGGACGAAUUUGAUUGGUUGUUAGUAGACUCGACGGUAAAUUCAGUGAAGUACAAAUAACCAGAAAACUGCGUCCCUGAGAUUUUGAUACUGCGCUGACUGUUUUUUGUUUGUUUUUAAAGUACACAUGAUGUCGCUUGUAUGCUUUGUUGCAUUGUGUGUGAUUUUAGACUCACAAGCUAAGCAAAGAUGUCGAACUGAAUGGGUCUCCCUGCAGAUCCACUUCUUCUCACUCUCAGUCUGACCAGACCCAACCCAGCUCCAUCCGGCGUUGCUAAACUGCGCAUUUGCUUUUCAUUUCACAUUUAAAGGUUGUACUUAGCAGCAUGACAGUAAUACAAACCUAUAUUAUUAUUUGUCAAGGCACUUUUUAUAAGUGUUUCUACGUGACAGAUUUUCUGGUUGACCACGACCAAAAAAAA
This is a messenger RNA of Electrophorus electricus (electric eel), 4235 nucleotides long. RefSeq names its product DAB2 interacting protein a (gene dab2ipa). Gene Ontology annotation, biological process: regulation of GTPase activity. Lineage: Eukaryota; Metazoa; Chordata; Actinopteri; Gymnotiformes; Gymnotidae. The record is from RefSeq and is a predicted model, not a curated record.